Pelobates cultripes (western spadefoot toad) is the source of this 231-nucleotide messenger RNA. NCBI's taxonomy places the organism in Eukaryota, Metazoa, Chordata, Amphibia, Anura, Pelobatidae. The record is from the annotation of a GenBank genome assembly.
AUGACCAAAUCUAGCAACCUGACCAAACCUACCAACCCGACCGAACCUACCAACCUGACCAAAUCUACCAACCUGACCAAAUCUAGCAACCUGACCAAAUCUACCAACCUGAUCAAACCUACCAACCUAACCACAUCUACCAACCUGACCAAACCUACAAACCUGACCAAAUCUGUCAAACUAACCAGAUCUGGCAAGUUGACCCAGUUUGGCAAACUGACCAAAACUUGA